AUGCUUGAUGAAUAUCCGCCCUUGGCGGCUCUUCCUCAAUUAGCCCUACACUCAGCUGCAGAGCCCGGUCAGCUCAAUGCAGCUGACAUUGUCGACAAAUGGCUAUCCUCGUUGACCGAAAGCCUACGCAAGGCCUGUGCGAGUGACAUUCACAGGCAUUUUCUUGAAAAAGAAUCGUGGUGGAGGGAUUUUAUCUCUCUGUCGUGGGACAUUGCUUGUCACAAUGGCGCCGACGCCAUAGGAAAAUAUCUCGGCACCUCAACGACGGGAUUUCAAGAGCUGCAUGCAAGGCUCCCAGGUGCAUUGCAGCCCCAAGUGGUGGAUAUGGGCGGCCUUCUGUUCAUCCAAUCCGGAUUUACCUUCAAAACUAACUUCGGAGCUGGGAGAGGGAUCCUCAGACUUGCCAACGUUGGGCCAGAUGAAUGGAAAGCCUGGACGGUAUUUACGGUUCUCGAGGGAUUUCAUGAGUCAGAAGGCAUGAAAUCGCCAUCUGCCAUCCAAGAGGAUGACCAUCUGCAAGUUCUGGUAGUUGGUCAGGCUGGGCUUGCAAUUGCCGCACAUUUGCAAGAGCUAGGCAUAAAAUAUCUUGUCGUGGACAAAACAUCUCGGCCAGGAGAGUCAUGGCGCGCGAGGUAUGAAUCGAUCAGAUCGCAUACGCCUAUUUACUCUGAUCACUUCCCAUUCCUGAAAUUCCCGAGUAAUUGGCCGCGUUACCUCGACCAGCCGCAUAUCGUUAGGUGGAUCGAACACUACGGAGACAAAAUGCGUCUUAACAUCCAGCAUGGCACGAUCGCGAAGCGAAUUGAGUACAGUGACUCGACGCAACGAUAUUCGGUGGACCUGCAGAAUGACCAGGGAACCAAAACCAUCCAACCAAAACACGUUGUCUUGGCCACUGGUCUUUUCAGUGAUACCGCAGUGCGUCCCGAUUUCCCUGAUGAAGAUUCAUUCAAAGGAGAGAUCUACCACACGUCUGCACAUCGAUCAGCGGCCCUGGUGCCGGGUAUUCAAAGCAAGAAGAUCACAAUAAUUGGGUCCGGAACCAGUGCGCACGACAUCGCCAAAGACUUUGCCCACCACGGGGCAAAGACAGUGACAAUGGUGCAACGCAACCCGAUUUAUGUCGCGUCUCUCGACUCAUUGGAAACGUUCCAGCUGGCUCUUUGGAACACUCCAGGGGUGAGUACUGAGGAUGCAGAUCUUUUGGGGAACUCUUUUCCAACGCCUCUCGUUCGCACUCUCGGGGUAGGGGCAUCUCAGAUGAUGUCAGCUAAUGACAAGGCGUUGCUGGAUGGGUUGGAAAAUGCUGGUUUAGCAGUCAAGAGAGGAAAUGGAGACAGUCUAGUCGACUACCAACUCAUUAAAGGAGGCCACUUCUACAUUGAUCAAGGGGCAUCCCAGAUGAUCAUCGACGGUCGCAUUCAGAUCCGGAGAUGUGAACAAGGCGUCCAGGGGUAUUGCCCAGAAGGCGUAAUCCUGCGCGAUGGCACCAGAAUCCAGUCUGACAUUGUUGUUCUGGCGACUGGCUUCGAACGCGGCUCAAAGGUGAUUGAGCGUCUCAUGGGCAAAUCUGUUAUGGACAAGAUAGGAGAUGUGUUUGGCUUAGAUGAGAGCCAGGAACGAAUCGGAGUAGGUUGA
Molecule: messenger RNA, 1638 nt
Organism: Penicillium chermesinum
Lineage: Eukaryota; Fungi; Ascomycota; Eurotiomycetes; Eurotiales; Aspergillaceae
Product: flavin-containing monooxygenase
Exons: 2
Coding region: 1-1638 (545 amino acids)
Molecular function (GO): flavin adenine dinucleotide binding; monooxygenase activity
Source: RefSeq, a predicted model, not a curated record